This is a messenger RNA of Ustilaginoidea virens, 1956 nucleotides long. RefSeq lists its product as uncharacterized. The record is from RefSeq and is a predicted model, not a curated record. The transcript has 3 exons. The coding region runs from base 1 to 1956 and encodes 651 amino acids. Lineage: Eukaryota; Fungi; Ascomycota; Sordariomycetes; Hypocreales; Clavicipitaceae. Gene Ontology annotation, molecular function: nucleic acid binding.
AUGGGCCUUUUGCCAGGCCUUUUGCCCUGGUCGCACUGCCUGGCAGCGGCGCUCGCCACGCUUCUCGCCCCCGCUUCGGCCGCGACGGCGUCCAAGCGAGCCGACCUGCCGUACCCUGCCCGAUCCAGCUACCGCAUCAAGGGCAUCCAGCCUGACUUCUGGCCGGACUGGGACGACAUCUCGGGCAACAAUGCGGGCGGGGUGUCGAUGAACCUGGUCUGGGCCAGCUGGGAAGCCCGCGUCGCCGCAGCGCCCUGCGCCCCCGGCCGGCAGGAGUACGACGGGCGAUGCUUCACCGUCGACGCGGCCGUCGACGCGGCCAUCAAGGCAUGGACGGACCGCGGCCUCGUGGUGACGGCCAUCGUGUACGGAACCCCGGCGUGGGCUCGCGGGAAGCGCCGCUGCGCCCCGCCCGCAGCCGGCAUGGACUUGUUCUGCGUGCCCGACCACCCCGCCGACUUUGGGCGCUUCGCCGGCAUGCUGGCCCGGCGGUACGACGGGCGCCACGGCCGCGGCAGGAUCGCCGACUUUGUCGUCAACAACGAGGUCAACUCGUACGAGUGGUUCAACAUUGGCUGCGGCCGAGGCCAGGGCGUGGCGUGCGCCGAGGACGAGUGGCUCGACCUCAUCGCCGCCAACUACGUGGCCGCGUACGACCGCAUCGUCUCGGAGCAGCCGACGGCCAAGGUGCUCACGUCGCUGGACCACCGGUUCGGCAGCGAGCUCGACGAUCCCCGAAGCGGCACGCUGUCCGGCAUGACGGUGGUCCAAGGUCUCGCCGCUCGGGCCGGCUCCCGCCGCUGGCGCGUCGCCUUCCACCCGUACGCCCCGGACCUGUUCAGCCCGGCUUUCUCGGCCGACGACUACCCCAAGGUCACGUAUGGCAACGUCGGCGUGCUGGUGGGCUGGCUUCGUCAGCGGUUCCCCGACAAGCCCCACGCGUGGACGGUGCAGCUUACGGAAAGCGGCGUCAACUCCGGAGGCCCGUCCAGCGAGGCUGCGCAGGCCACGGCCAUCUGCCAGUCCUUCCGCAACAUCCUCGGGACGCCCAACAUUGAAAGCCACGUAUACCAUCGCAUGCAAGACAACGCUGCCGAGGGCGGCUUGCUGCUCGGCCUUCGAAACGUCAACGGAUCGGCGAAAGCCUCGUGGUCGACCUGGGCGCUUGCCAACAGGAACGACCUGUCGCCUCCUCAGCUAUCCUGCGGGUUCGAGACGCUGCCUUACACAAGACUGACGCGAGGGUACAGCUCCAGCAGGGGCCACGUAGCCUCUACCAGGCAGCUCCCUCUGGGUUUCGCCCCCGAGCAAAGCUGGCGGCUGCUACGAGACGAGAAGGCAGGGACGAGGAUGCUGUACGAGUGCAAGGUGGCAGGGCAUUCCCUCCUGACCCCCGACCCGGGCUGCGAAGGCCAGUUUCCUCUGGGGCCAGUGGGAUACAUUUAUGCGAGCCAGGUUGCCGGGUCCGUGCCGCUGUACCGCUGCUACAUUUCUCAGAACGGGGACCACUUUGUGUCGCCCAGGUCUGACUGCGAGGGCCCGUACAAGAUGGAGUCUCUGCUUGGCUAUGCCAUUCCCACAUCGCCGGCAAAUUGCCCGUUUCCCCUCACCUCGACAAGCCUCUCUGCACAAGCAAGCCAGAGCAACCGAGAGACAAGCAUCGCCCCCAGUCUCUUCCACCCGCCCUCUCAAACUCGCUACUUUUCCCACCGCCUCCCUCACAAAAAGCUGAAAAUGGCCGACGCCGGGCGACAGACCGGAACCGUCAAGUGGUUCAACGACGAAAAGGGCUUCGGCUUCAUCACCCCCGACGACGGCGGCUCCGACCUCUUUGUGCACUUCCGCGGCAUCGAGAUGGAGGGCUUCAAGGCCCUCAAGGAUGGGCAGGCCGUGACGUUUGUCGCCGUCCAGGGACAAAAGGGCAUGCAGGCCGACAAAGUGCGGCUGGCGGCCUAG